AUGCCUGCUGGUGUAACGUGGGGACAAUAUGUUUGUUUUUCAAUAGCCUCUUUGCUGACUAUGUUGGCAGGCUCGCAAGUUGUUCAUCAGCACUAUAAACCUCUUGUAGACCUCAAUAAAUACAUAAACAAGGAGUUGGAGGGAUACCCCGAAAAUGUUCAACAAAAAAUCCGACAAGAGCUUAAAGAAGAAGGUCUACUCAAAUAGUGCCCUAUUAGUGUAUUAUUUACUUUGUUGUUAGUUUUAUAGUCCUAAUAAAUUAUAUGAUCAUGUAAA
Molecule: messenger RNA, 276 nt
Organism: Bicyclus anynana (squinting bush brown)
Lineage: Eukaryota; Metazoa; Arthropoda; Insecta; Lepidoptera; Nymphalidae
Gene: sloth2
Product: protein brawnin
Exons: 1
Coding region: 1-207 (68 amino acids)
Biological process (GO): mitochondrial respiratory chain complex III assembly
Source: RefSeq, a predicted model, not a curated record